Coniosporium apollinis CBS 100218 is the source of this 642-nucleotide messenger RNA. RefSeq lists its product as uncharacterized. The transcript has a single exon. The record is from RefSeq and is a predicted model, not a curated record. Lineage: Eukaryota; Fungi; Ascomycota; Dothideomycetes. The coding region runs from base 1 to 642 and encodes 213 amino acids.
AUGGGCGAACAACUUCACAACUACGCAGACUGGGUGCGCCAGCGCAACGCGCGCCAACACGAAGCGCCGCAGCCCUUCGACAACAAACUUCACACCUACACCUACCUGCCCAACGCGAACGUCGGCGCCGUCCCUUUCGCAGCCGCAGCGCCGGAUCCCCAAACUUACGCCGCAUGUUACCCCGAACACAUCUGGCCUCAAGCAUAUCAAUAUCAAAACUAUGCGCAGGCCUGGGCUUACCCACAGUACAACCAGGGCUACCACUUCGCGCCGCAAGCCAACCUCCAACCUCAAGCCGCCGCCGGCGGUCCAUUCUACUACCUCCCGCAAGGUGCCGUCGCGCAAGCCGCACCAGCAGCUCAGAACCGCGGCGCAUACGGCUAUCACCACCUCUGGUACGGCCGCACCAAGGCCGAGGUCGACGCGGACAACCUUCGCAUGGCAAGGGACGAAGGUGUCAACAACGUGAACGAUCUUGCGCCGCACAACCCGAGAGACGACCAGCAGUUCUGGGUGCAGGAGCUGGAUGGCCAGUUUUCGCUGAGGACGUACUACACCAUUGAGAACGAUCUGAGGCCGGGUCGCUGGCAAAUCAACCCGCAGCAUGGCAACCUGUUCUACGUCCGUUCUGCGGCGAACUAG